AUGGCUGAAACUUCUUCCGCUGCAACUACAGCCAAAUCUACCUCGGACCAUACGGCUUCAAUCGUAUCCUCUGCGCCCCUCACCAAUAAGCCUCUUUUGGAUGACCGUGAUUACCGCUACAUCACUCUUGAAAACGGUCUUCUUGCUCUUCUGAUCCACGACCCAGAAACUGAUAAAGCUGCAGCUGCUCUCGAUGUCAAUGUCGGCUCGUUUUCUGACCCAGAAGAUCUCCCAGGUCUCGCUCACUUUUGUGAACAUUUACUCUUCAUGGGUACUGAAAAAUUCCCCAAAGAAAACGAGUACGCUUCCUAUCUUUCUUCACAUUCAGGUUAUUCCAAUGCCUAUACCAGCUCCGAAUCAACCAACUACCAUUUUGAAGUUGGUUACGAGCAUUUUAAUGGCGCCUUGGACCGGUUUUCCCAGUUUUUCAUUUCGCCACUUUUCUCUCCCUCAUGCAAGGACCGUGAAAUCCGCGCAGUAGACUCGGAAAACAAAAAUAAUCUCCAAAAUGACAAUUGGCGUCUUCAUCAAAUAAGCCGCUUUUUCUCAAACCACGCUCACCCUUACCACAAAUACAGCACAGGUAACCUUGAGACUUUGGAAACAAUUCCUCUUUCUAAAAAUAUUGACGUCCGUGACCGUCUUCUCGAGUUUUACGACAACCACUACUCGGCAAACCUCAUGAAGCUUGUUCUGAUAGGCAGAGAAUCACUUGACACUCUUCAGCAAUGGACAGUCGAUUUCUUCUCCCCCAUUGUCAAUAAGAAUCGUAAAGAAAUAGUCUACUCAGAACCAUUUUUGGAUGAUGAAAACUUGGGCAUUCUGAUUCAAGCUAAACCUGUCAAGGAAAAGAAAGUUCUCUCUCUACGAUUCCCAAUCCCAAGUGACAGUGUUUUUAACGAAGCAAAACCUCUUUCCUACGCUUCCUUUUGCAUUGGUCACGAAGGCCCUGGAUCUAUUCUCAACCUUCUCAAGGAAAAGGGUUGGGCUAGUUCUUUAAGUUCUGGUGCUGGUCUAGUUUCUGAAGGUCAAGCUUUUUCUGAAAUUGAUAUUGCAUUGACUGAAAGGGGUCUUAGCAACUACAAGGAAAUCAUUGCUAUUUGUUUCCAGUAUUUAAAAUUGCUUCAAUCUUCUCCCAUUUCUGAACGCCUGUUUCAAGAACAAAAAAUCAUGUCUGAAGUCAAUUUCAAAUAUACUGCCAAGAAGAACAGUUUAUCCACAGUUACAAAGCUUGCCUCUCAAAUGCAACGCCCCUACCCCCUUGAAAGACUUUUGGACUAUUCAGUUUUUACAAAGUUUGACCCCAAUCUCACCCGCAAGUACAUUGACUACUUUAAUGUACACAACUUUAGAGCCACGUUGGUGGCACAAACCUUGGAGGGUCUUGACAAGCAAGAAAAGUGGUAUGGGACCCACUACCGCUCCGAUAAGUUUGACCCAGAUUUUAUCAAGUACCUUGAAGGUCUUGAUCUUAACCCCGACUUGGCCCUGCCUACCCCCAACGAGUUUAUCCCAGAAAACUUUGACGUGGACAAGAAGGAAAACGUGGAAAUUCUUAAGCACCCCAUUUUGCUCCGCAACCAAAAGCAAGUCAAGGUGUGGUAUAAAAAGGAUGAUACCUUUUGGACCCCCAAAGCUUCUGUGAAUUUGUAUUUCAAGGCUCCUAUCACAUACUCUUCGCCUUCCAACUACGUCAAGUCUUCGCUUUAUUUCAGAAUUGUCGAUGACCAUUUAACACUAUUUGCAUACCACGCAAACCUUGCCGGUCUUGCUUACGACGUGUCCGUUGCGCGUGAUGGUUUUAAGAUUCAUGUACGGGGAUACAACAAUAAGAUUGGCCUUCUUCUGGAGCGUAUUUUACUUGAGCUUAAAGACUUUAAGGUUGACCGCAUCAAGUUUGAGACUUGCAAAGAGCGCUUGGUUAGAGAAUUGAAAAAUCAAUGGUACGCUGUUUCUUAUAACCAGUUCAUUGCCCAUUUUGGCUACUUGCUAAAUGAAAACACUUGGACUCUUGAAGAACGUCUCCAUGCUUUGGAAAAUGUUACAUAUGAAGAAGUUGUCGAGUUUGGCCCCCAAGUCCUUAAGAGAUUCGACCUUGAAGUUGUCGCUAUUGGCAACUUGCACAAGAAUGAGGCUUUGGAGAUUGCCAACCAAACAAUGGAAAUUCUUGUUUCUGAGCCCAUUCCUGAUAGCCAAAGUGUUUGUCAACGCUCUUACUAUCUUCCUCCUAGCUCAGAGUUUGAAUUUAGCUACUUGUCUAAAGAUGAACAUAAUGUCAACUCGGGGGUUGAAUUUUUCAUUCAGGUUGCCAAAUUAACUGAUCCUUAUACCCGUGUUGUGCUUGAGUUGCUUGCCUCUAUGGCUGUGGAGCCGGCCUUUAACCAGUUGCGUACCCGCGAGCAACUGGGCUACAUUGUUUUCUGUGGUAUGCGUCUUACCCGCACAUCUUGUGGACUCCGCAUUAUUGUCCAGAGUGAACGUACUACCUCUUUGCUGAAACAGCGCGUUGAUCGAUUCCUUAUUGGUCUAGGAGAAAUUAUUGAAAACUAUACUAAUGAAGAAUUCAACACCUAUGUGACAAGUCUUAUUGCUAAAAAACAGGAAAAGUACAAAAAUCUUUACGAGGAAUCCAGCUCCUACAAUGCUCAGAUUGUUUCUGGAUACUACCACUUUUCUGUUCAGGAGAAUGACAUUGAGAUUCUCAAGAAGAUUUCUAAACGCGAGGUGUUGGAACUGUAUUAUAAGUAUAUUUCUCCCCAGUCUAAAGAUCGCUCACUACUUAUUCUCAGUCUUAAUGCUCACAACCCACCUACUUUUGGUUUGUCACAGGUGACUGCGUCUGUUUUUACCAUGUUGGCUAUUAAGUAUAAUGUCAAUCUAGAUCCUGCUGAGGCUGCUGAGUUGUUGGCCAAGGCGGAAGGUAAGUCAUCCGAAGAGGUUCUUCAGAUGGCUGCUGAUGCUCUUGAAGAAAAGGGUCAUGGAGAUAUUGCGCAGGAUUUCAUUAAGGAAGCUGCCGAAGAAAUUUUGUUGCAGACAUCUCUUGAAGCACAGGAACGUCCUCAGAGUCAAACUAUUGAGUCAGUUUCCUGGUUUAAGUCACGAUUGCAGUUGACUGAGGCUCCUGUUCCAUGGGAAGACCUUGCUAUUUUCAUGGAACCUGAGGCCAAGCUUUAA
This is a messenger RNA of Magnusiomyces paraingens, 3174 nucleotides long. RefSeq lists its product as uncharacterized. NCBI's taxonomy places the organism in Eukaryota, Fungi, Ascomycota, Dipodascomycetes, Dipodascales, Dipodascaceae. Gene Ontology annotation, molecular function: metalloendopeptidase activity; metal ion binding. Gene Ontology annotation, biological process: peptide catabolic process. Bases 1 to 3174 code for a protein of 1057 amino acids. The record is from RefSeq and is a predicted model, not a curated record. Gene Ontology annotation, cellular component: mitochondrion; cytosol. The transcript has a single exon.